ACUCAAAUGUCAACGGGAUGACGUCUUUGCUGGCGUAAGGAUGCGGUUCGAUGGCUCCUACUAAAUGAAUGCACGGGGAAUGGGCGCGCGAGACACUCUGCUGGUGGGACAGCGCGCGCUGCUGACCUCCGCACACUUUAUCGCUUUAUCGGGAUUUCUCAACUUAUCUCAUGUGAGGAUUUCUGCACCUUACACUUUUCCUUGCAGAGAAACGUGUCGGUUGAAACUCCCAUCGUUUUCUUUGUUGUAGGACGCGAGUGAGGACACAGCAUGCUGUCCUCCCUGAAGACCCUCCUGCUGCUCUCGGUCCUGUGUACACCGACCUCCAGCCUGUGCCUCCGCCUCUAUCAGACCCGAUCAGACCUCCUGUGCGACGACCAGCUGCCGCUCGGGGUCCGGAAUGACGAGGAAGAGCCUCCUGGUUUCUCCCCCGUGGACGGCUGGGGGUCCCUGCUGCAGUCCGCGGAGUAUCUCACCUCCUCCUCUUCAUCCUCCUCUUUGGAGUCCAGUCGGGAAAAAAGGACUUCAAGCCCCUCAAACUACCGCUUCAUGAGUCGGACCAAGCUCAGAGGGCAGAUGCUCCGGAACAGCAGCAAAGGGGAUCGGAGAAGCAGGCUGACCCUGUCCCUGGACGUGCCCACCAACAUCAUGAACGUGCUCUUUGACGUGGCCAAGGCCAAAAACCUGCGCGCAAAAGCAGCGGAGAACGCGCGUCUUCUGGCUCAGAUUGGUCGGAGAAAGUGAUCAAAAUAUUGUUGGACAAAUCAGAUUUAACAGACAGCCAUGACCAGUGUUGGCCUCGUUUCUUCUUAUUCACUCUGAAGAUGUUGUGUUGGUGUGUUUCUGCAGGGUGAGAGUGAUUGUAGGUUGUAUAAUUCACUUACUCUAUAUGGAAGGUCCUGGUGACCAAAUCUCUGUUUGCACCAAUUCAGACACUGAAAAACUCAAUUAAAGGGUUCAAAAACGAUGACAAGUCAUGACACGUUUUGAGUGAAAGUUGGUUCAUCAGUCUUGAGUUCCUUUGACUUUUAGGGACAACAUAAUAAGAUGACAAAAAUAGCCUUGUAAGAAUAUAAGAGCAAACACUGCAAACUUCAAAUUUGCAAAUUUAUUAACUCUUAAAUGCAUCUUUCAAGUUAAAUUUGUUUCACAUGCUAAACCAUGUAUUUCAUGUGCACUCCAAAAUGUUGUAGCACCAUCUUAAAUAAUAAUAGCAGAAGGUCAAAGGAAAAAGGGAUUCAUAUAUUCCAUAAAGCCACUCAGCGAUAUCAGACAUGAAACAAGUGAGAGAUGUUUUCAGGUCACAUUUGCAGACUUAUUCUUACCUAAAAAGAAGUCUUUAAGAUUCAUUGAUUUUGAAAAGUUGUCCUUUUAGGUGGACAUCAGUUGCAGUUAGUAAAAAUAGUUUUUAUUAUAGCGCAGCCCUCAUAUUGGAUUAUUUGUAAAGUGGAUGAUUAAUGCCCUUAGUUUGCCCUAAAGUAACCAUUAAAUCUCUCACCUCAAAAUAAGAGUAGAGCCGCUAUGUUUUCAAUUCUCAUCAUUGUGAGCCUGAGACCAAUGAAAUCUGUUUUUGCUCCUGUUGUAUAAUCAUGAUGCUACUUUCUCUUGGGUGCUUUAUUUAGUUAUCGACCUAGAGGUUUUCUGUUCAGAAGUUCACAUGGGAGCCUCUACGUAGUGAUUCCAGAUUUGAAACACUGACAGUGGAAACACUGAACACACAGUACAAAGCAACAGUAAGUUCAUGACAAAUUGUAAAAUGAUAAUGCAUGGGAUUGUUAUUGUUCAUCAGAUGUCUGUUAUUUUUAUACUCCAAAUAAAGGAUUAUUUUUCC
This is a messenger RNA of Notolabrus celidotus (New Zealand spotty), 1831 nucleotides long. RefSeq names its product urocortin 3, like (gene ucn3l). Gene Ontology annotation, cellular component: extracellular region. Bases 271 to 744 code for a protein of 157 amino acids. The record is from RefSeq and is a predicted model, not a curated record. The transcript has 2 exons. NCBI's taxonomy places the organism in Eukaryota, Metazoa, Chordata, Actinopteri, Labriformes, Labridae. Gene Ontology annotation, molecular function: corticotropin-releasing hormone receptor 2 binding; hormone activity. Gene Ontology annotation, biological process: cellular response to nutrient levels; adenylate cyclase-activating G protein-coupled receptor signaling pathway; digestion.